Austrofundulus limnaeus is the source of this 858-nucleotide messenger RNA. RefSeq lists its product as uncharacterized. The transcript has a single exon. The coding region runs from base 27 to 821 and encodes 264 amino acids. The record is from RefSeq and is a predicted model, not a curated record. NCBI's taxonomy places the organism in Eukaryota, Metazoa, Chordata, Actinopteri, Cyprinodontiformes, Rivulidae. Gene Ontology annotation, molecular function: nucleic acid binding.
AUCUACAGUGGUUCCCUUAGGUGGGAAUGUGGAUAAACAGCCUGUGGUUGGAUCUGACUUGUUUAGCACACCGGCGCAGGAGGUUGCGGGUGUCCCCUCAAUGCCUUCUGUCAGUGGCUCAAUGGCGGGACGCGGCAUUCAUGACACAAAGGGUUCCACUAGGCUCUCUACCGUCUCGCAGAGAGGUCGUGUAUACAGAUGCGUCCCCCACAGGAUGGGGGGCAUCAUGGCACCGGCAGACCAUCCAGGGAACAUGGUCUCGGAGGCAAAGGGGCAGGCAUAUCAACGCUCUGGAGUUGGAAGCUGUGCAGCUGGCACUGAAGCACUUCCUCCCAGRCCUACGCGGCAAGCAUGUCCUGGUACGUUCGGACAACACCUCUGUUGUUUUUUAUUUCAAUCAUCAGGGAGGGACAAGGUCACUGAUGCUGUUUCAGCUCACCCGGAGACUCUUACUCUGGGCGGCCCCCUGCUUUGCCAGCCUCAGGGCAGCCCACAUUCCAGGUGUGCAGAAUGGGCUAGCCGACUUUCUAUCCUGGGAGCGCCCACCUCUGGGGGAGUGGAGGCUCCAUCCGGAAGUAGUGGAGGACAUCUGGCGGAGGUACGACAGGGCAGCUCUCAACCUGUUYGCCUCUCAGGAGACAACACAUUGCCCACUCUGGUUCUCUCUAGCAGACAGGACCAGCCCCCUGGGUCAGGACGCACUGGCACACGAUUGGUCCAAAGCACUGUUUUAUGCUUUUCCGCCACUUCCUCUGAUAGCCCCAACACUCCUGAGGGUCCUUCAGGAGGGGCAUCGGGUUCUCCUAGUUGCCCCCUUCUGACCCGGGAGGACCUUGUUUCCACUGCUGCACAGGCUCU